GGUUAUGGGGUUUAGAGAGAGUGAAGCAUCUUAAAUCCAAAGCUUGAAGAAGCAAACCAUAGCAGCAUUGACAUGAAAGGUCUUCCCAAAGUGCUGGUUCUGGGUCCUCCUCUUUGCUUCUCAUCACUUCAACCUCUCUACUCUCACAAAUUCCAUUUUCUCAAUUCUCACCUCUCAGAUCUCUCGCUUCAACAUUUCCUUCAACUCCACCACCCUCCCUCUAUUACCGCUAUUCUCUGCGACGCCGCCGGCUACUCCGUAACCGCUGAAGUCCUCCACCUCCUCCCAUCGCUCCGCCUCCUCGUCACCAUCAGCGCCGGAACAAAUCACAUCGACCUCCGUGAGUGUCGCCGCCGCGGAAUCCAGGUCGCCGGCGCCGGAGCUAUUUUCUCGGAGGAUGUGGCAGAUAUGGCCGUAGGUCUGCUCAUUGACGGAAUGAGGAAAAUCUCUGCGGCAGAUCGGUGGUUAAGGACGCAGAAUCACCACAAUGCGCCCUGGCAUUUAUUCCCAUUAGGGUCCAAGUUAUCAGGGAAGCAAGUUGGAAUUAUUGGAUUGGGAAGCAUUGGCAUGGAAGUGGCGAAAAGGCUCGAGUCUUUUGGUUGCAUAAUCUCAUACAACUCUAAGCAUAAAAAAACUACAGUGUCAUAUCCUUUCUGUUCCAGUGUUGUUGAGCUUGCAACUACUUGCGACGUUCUUGUGCUCUGUUGUGAGCUAAAUGAGCAAACCAAACACAUAAUUAACAGGGAAGUCAUUCUGGCGUUAGGAAAAGGAGGAUUUAUUGUGAAUAUUGGAAGAGGGGGUCUUAUUGAUGAAAAGGAAUUGGUAAAGUGUUUGAUGGAAGGUGAAAUUGGAGGUGCUGGUUUGGAUGUGUUUGAGAACGAGCCUCGUGUUCCCCAAGAGCUCUUUGAAAUGAAUAAUGUGGUUUUGUCUCCACAUGCUGCUGCUCUUACUGCGGAAUCAUUCAUGAAUAUGUGUGAACUUGCUGGAGGGAAUUUAGAAGCGUUUUUCUCAAAUAAGCCCCUAAUCACUCCAGUUAUGUUGCCUGAAUAACUUGUUCUUUUGACAGCAUAAUAUCGUGCUACAGAAUUUGAUUUCAUUCCUUCAAUGAUUCUUGAGUCGGAAAUGACAUAGUUCUAUUUCCAAAACCAUCCCAGGGAAGUGCCUUUCAAACUGUCUUAAAAGGAAGGAGAUGAACAAAACUCUAUUUGGGUAAGUUUUUGAAGUCCAUUUUUAUAGCACAGAGUACAUGCUUUUCUUAAUUUUUUUAGUAUUUUCUUUAGAUUCUUCUCCUACAUAUUUAGUAAAAGUAGGGUUCUUCAAGAUGCAUGAAAAAACUACUGUUCUAGCUUAUGUUGUUUCUCUCAAGAUCGUACACAGUGUUUCGUUUUAAUAUUGUACAUUUAUCUUGUAGAUUUCUUUGUUUUCAAAUAAGUAUAAUGUUUUGCAAAGAAGAAAUCUAUGCAGAUAUAUAAACUAGUCAAUCUUAAAGAUCCUGACCUUGUUGCUCCUAAACACAUGCGUAUGUUUGUGGUAGAAAAGAAAGUUAUUCUUAAGCUUC
Vigna angularis (adzuki bean) is the source of this 1558-nucleotide messenger RNA. Its product is annotated as glyoxylate/hydroxypyruvate reductase HPR3. Gene Ontology annotation, cellular component: cytosol. The record is from RefSeq and is a predicted model, not a curated record. The transcript is spliced from 2 exons. Gene Ontology annotation, molecular function: hydroxypyruvate reductase [NAD(P)H] activity; NAD binding; glyoxylate reductase (NADPH) activity. Lineage: Eukaryota; Viridiplantae; Streptophyta; Magnoliopsida; Fabales; Fabaceae. The coding region runs from base 73 to 1050 and encodes 325 amino acids.